Molecule: messenger RNA, 5689 nt
Organism: Rhea pennata
Lineage: Eukaryota; Metazoa; Chordata; Aves; Rheiformes; Rheidae
Product: F-actin-monooxygenase MICAL2-like
Exons: 11
Coding region: 1-2490 (829 amino acids)
Source: RefSeq, a predicted model, not a curated record
AUGAAAGAGCUGUCUCCUGUCACGCCAGCAGGACUACUCGCUGCAGGACGGGCUAUCGCCCGCUGCGCCUUGCUUCUGGACCGAUCACGGCCUUGGAAGUGCCCGUGCUUCCCGUUCCUCCGCCUGUCUCUCCCUCCUUUUUUUUUUUCCUUUUGCAGCUCUGAGCUGGAGCCCGAUGUCAGCGGUGACUGGUUGAGCCCGGAGGCGGGCGAAGGGCCCCCGGCCCCCGCAAGCCCCACGGGAAAGGGGGCCGCGCUGGCCGGCACCUCCGCCGCGGCGCGGGAAGGCUGUAAAACAUCCAAAGUCACUGAUGCACUACAGAGAGCCAACAGUUUUCACUCCUCUGCAUUAAACAAGUAUCAGAAUUGGAGAAGGAAAAUCCAAAUGAAUUUCCCUUUGCUGUCUAGCAGGAAAAAUGGGCUGCAGUCGAAGGACAGCUCAGCCAGCUGUCAAAGUGCUCUUGGCAAGGAUCACUCCCAAACGCAGUUGUCUUCUUACAAGAAAUCUCCAGAAGUUACAAGAGGGCAUUUCAAGCCCUACAGCCCAGUAUUUCAAAGAAGAGAAAAAGCCAGAGAGAUGAUACCUGAAGAUAUCUGUUUCUAUGUGCCUCAUGGCCCGUUUCAUGGCAAUGCGAGAUGUACUUCGCUGACACUUCCUGGGAAUGGGACACUAGCUACUGAUUUUUCUGAGCCUGAAAACAUAGAUGGUGAAACGGGGAAACAUGCCAUCCAGGACUGGAAUGAAAAAAAACAGGAAUAUACCUCUGAACCAGAAGAUUUUAAUAGGAAGACAGAAGUACUGUCUGCGUAUUUGGAAGAAAACAGUGAGAAAAAUACAAGGCACCUAAAGGAAAAACAUGAGCAAGAGUUAAAGGAGGCAAAGAGGAGGAUAACUAGGAGGCUGACGCUUUACACAGAACAGCAGCCCGCGUUACAUGAUUCAAACAGGGCAGACUUAGAUGGAGCCAGUCUGGAGCAUCAACGCCGAAGACUGAUGGGGAUCUCAGAGAAGGAUGCUGCCAGGAGAAAAGAUGUGUUCAAACCAUCCACUUGUCCCACGCCUCUCUUACUUGCAAACAGUGCUCUGCCGCCAGCUUUGCCAGCUGACACAAAAGGUGCUUGGGGGCGCCCGGACGCAGCCACCAAAGAACGUGUGGCCGGCCGGCCUAGGUCACCGCUGAGGCUGAUCGCCAGUGCCAUAAGGAGGUCCAUUUUAGAGCCCCUGACCUCGCCCCCAGAAGGGCUGAAGCAGAACUCACACAGCAAAGCCAAAGCCUCUCCAGAACACGCUUUCUUCAGCUUCCCUAACGCUCUUGGCCAUUCCCUAAGGCAGACGAACAAUAAUAGAGCUAAUAACACGCAGCCACAGGAGCUUAAAGCAGGGGAGCAGGCAGGAGAAUAUUUAGGAAAUGGGAGCCUAAGUCUAUUUAAUUCUUCUGUUGUCUCUGAAGAGAUAGCUCCAAGGGAUGACACCCAGGAGGCAACAUGCCUAAUCUACAGUCCUCAUAGCAUGUCUUCCAUGAUGGCUGAUAAACCUCAGAAAUCAUCUUGUACUACUAGGAUGGAGGAUGUCCCAGGACUUCUAGAAAAGUUUACCUUUAAAGAGACUCUGCCAAGGGCUCCUAUGGAUGACCUAUUAAUUUGUAAUGAAAAAUACCUCGUUUCACCCCCAGAACCCAAGAACAACCCCUGCAAAGACAACCUGGAUGAUUCUGCACAGAAGAAUAGUCUUGGGAUGUUCUUUGAAAGAUUGAGAAGUAAAGUCAGUGAAAGAGAAAGGAAUUCCUUCGCAUCAUCUCUGCCUUUCGCUGAGGACUGUUCUCCAGAAGAAAGGCUGAAUUAUCCUUCUGCAGGCUGUACAGGCCUACCUGUCAGAAGACAGGCUGCUGAGUGUUCUUCUUCCUCUGAUGAUGAAUUUGAAUCCAAGGCUUCAUUAACACACAAGGCGAAAGGGAGCCUGAGAAGGAGGAGGAAGCUGGAGAAGGAGACAAAGCAACUGAUUAAACAAGAGGAGCUGAAGAGGCUUCACAAGGCGCAGGCAAUCCAGCGCCAGCUAGAAGAGUUGGAGGAAAGACAAAGAGCUCUAGAGAUUUUUGGCGUCAAACUGGAGAGAAAACUAAGAGGAGAAUCAGACUCAGGCACACAGGAUGAAACUCAGAUGCUGCAUGAAUGGUUUGAGCUGGUCUUGGAGAAGAAUAAAUUAAUGCGUUAUGAGUCUGAGCUCUUGAUUAUAGCCCAAGAACUAGAACUGGAGGACCACCAGAGCAGGCUGGAACAGAAGCUGAGGGAGAAAAUGGCCGUGGAUGACAGCCUUAAAGAUGAGAUGCAUCUGAAUGAGGAAGGUGAAAUUUUUACUGAGAUGAUGAAAGUGGUUGAACAACGGGACAUACUCGUGUCUACCUUAGAGGAACAGAGAGUGAAAGAAAAAACGGAAGAUCAGCACUUUGAAAACUUUCUAUUACCUAGGGGCUAUCAGCUGAGCAGGAUUUAAGCAGCCACAUGUGAAUAAAUAGAAUUUCAGCAAUAUUCAUAAUCAUGGAGAUACAGUCAUCUGGAAAAUGAAGGAAUUCAAAUUUAAAAUCAGUUUAUUUGGAAAGUAUGCUAUUUUGUUAUCAAAAGCUUCUAAGUAGCUUCUUUGCUCCCACUGGAGUGAGUCUAGCCUCACAGAGGAGUUCCAGCAAUAAAUAUCUAUACCUCACUAUCAAGCUAAAGAUAAAGAAUGAGAUUGAAUUUACCUGUCAGAUGAGCAUCAUGUUCUGUGAAAGUGAAAUAGGAACUCUGCUUUCUUGGAAUUUUAUUUUAAUCCUAAGAAUAGAGUUCCCUAGAAACAUGAUGACGUGAUUUAGCAUUUUUGCAGUGGCAUUAUUUUCCUUCCAUUUAUCUGAAUCUCUGUGUGGUUUUGGUAAUAUUUUGGCACAGCUGAGCCAUAGUGAACUAUUUAAAGGUCAGAAUGCAAGCAUCUCAUAUAAAAAUAAGGUUAGUUUUUAUUUCUGGUGGAGGAAGGAUCUUUUGACUAAUAACUAUAUCUAUUAUAUGUAAUCAUUAUAACUACUGUAAAUACAAUAUCAGAAAUUAAUUUUUCCUAGAUAUUUGUAAGUUUUAGUGCAUUGUACGUUUUUGAACAAGAAGAUAAUGCAAUAUUAAUUCCUGCAUUUUGUAAAAUGAUAAGGGAAUAUCUAAGAGGUGACUACCCUUAAAAGACUGUUAAAAGCUCAAAUUGUUGUGUGUUACAGAUUAAGUUCAUCCCUAAAAUACACUGAAUAAUGUUUUAAAAAUAGCAAUCCAGAACUGAUUAGUACUGAUAGGGUGUGCUUUAUAAUUAGCAUGCUUGGUAAACUAUAUCACAAAUAGUAUUAUAGGGCACCGUGAGUGGUAUAGCAGUUAGAGGUCUCUUGGAUAACAAUUCCACAAAAGCAUGACUAAAAAUACUGAGUUUUGUAAUGCCAACAUUACAUAGAAAAUUCUGUUGUUAUAUUUAAACUAUAUUUAUAUUGCUUCUCGAGGGGAAUGUACAUGUCUUUUGUCUUUUUUUUCUUUUUCUUUUUUCUUUAACUUAAAGGAAGUAUCUUUUAUCUACAUGCAUUUAUAGCCAUUGGCAUAGCAGAUGUGCAAAAAUUAUCCUUACUAUACAGCACAUUUUAAGUGCUUUCUUAAAUCUGAGAUAAUUCUGCAAUUUAAGAUUGGUAGUGUUCCCAACUGAAUCUACACUUUCAACCCCCGCCCCCCCCCCCCCAAAAAAAAGAAAGAGACUGAAAAACUGUUUUUUCUUUUUUCUUUUCUUUUUUUUUACUAUUAUUUUACCUCAUGCUCUGACUAAGAUCUGAUGUUCUCAUUGCUUCAUGAAUGGUGCUUAUUUGUUACAGAUGCCUAUAGUAUAACCAAAGCUAGAAGAGUUCUUCAUACAAAAGCUUUAAGCUAAAGCCUCUUGGUGACUACUUGCAGGGUAACAGACACACUGGAUUUUUUUACAGUAGUUUAUGAAUUAUCUUAAGUUUCUGAUGUAUUGUAAGAAAUUGAAAAUAUAAUUUUAAAGAUAAAAACAAAAUUUUACAAUUGUCCACAGAUGAAUAAUAUACCUCUACUGGUGAAAGGAAAACACUGUUGUUCUGCAAUAUUUAUGUAUUUAUAUUUAUUUAUUGGACUGUUUAAAGGGAGUAAGUGUCUGGUUAUAUUUUAUACUUUGGGUGUUGUCUCUGAUUUUGAUGAACAAAAAUGUAUUUCUAAAAGGUAUGUAUAGGUAAAGCUGUGCCUCACACAGUAGAUAUUUUUAUCAAUCCAGUAAGUAGUUGGGAGCAAAAUACAAAUUAAGGUUUAAACAACAUUCUCAAUUACUGUAAACCUGAAGGAAUACCUUUCUGGCAUAGCAUGCAGAGCUUCAACAAUAUGAUUUGUCUUUUUUCACAAUGGAAGGAUACAGCAGAAUCCCUGAAUGGGUUCCAGAAUUACCCUCUGCCAUCUUUUCCUGGCAUUCAUAUGCAGAUCAUACUUGAUUGUUAGGUUAUAUUUUUAUUGAGAUGGAUUGCAGUAAUUGAUUUUUAAAUUAACUCUAUUACUUAAGAUUGACACAAAGUAGGAGCAGACAGGACAGCAAUACAUAUUUUAAUUUUCUCUGAAAUCUGCUGGCAUUUCUAGUGUUGUGAAGAAAUUUUCUGGAUUUUCUCACUGUACCAGAAGCCUCAUGUAAUCCAGCAAAAUAACACUGUCUAAAAUAUCUGUCAUUCUGCUGUAGAAAAUGGAGAGCCAUAAUGCUUCCAGGGUCAUUUUUUAAAUUUGUUAAGCAAACCUUUUCUUAGUGCUUGGCAUGGCAAGGGAAUUAAGCACAGCCACCUCCCGCUGUAUCAGCAAAGGGUGUUUUUUUUCAGUUCAGCUUUUCAAUUAACAAAGUCCCGUAAUCUUUGUCAGUGUUGCUGGCCUCCAAAGAGGAGGCAGGGUGGCACAGGGACAUGGCGCACCACGUGCACUGAGCGGGGCCGAGGCACAGCCGAGGGUACGCUGGCCUGAGAUUUCAGUUUCCUGCAGAUACCUGAAAACCAGGCACCAAAGAGGAGUGAACAGAUGUUCUCCUUUUAGCUCCAAAGGUUUCAGUCCCUGCAAGUAUUAAAGGCAGCAGCAACUGAGGGCCGUCACCAUUUGAGGGACCUCAGAACAUGGUCUGUUCAAAAAGUUACUUUCUUGUAUGAUAUGUGGUAAUAACACAUGCUUCACCCAAAACUGCAGGUCUUGUAUGUGUGUCUGUGGACUCUUGGGUGGAAAAUCCUGCCUAGUUACUGUUGCUCUGACUGAUACUAAAGUACUCACAAGGUUUGAUCCAAAAAUGAACUGUGCAGGUGACUUGGGAGGAGAAUAAAUUUUGGGUAAUUUAAAGUAGGCCUUUGCAUGUGGUGAGAGUAGAGGAGGAGGGAAAAAGAAAGUGAAGCUACGUGCACUGUUCACAGCUCCAUUUAAUAUGGCUGGCUUGUAUUGGGAAUAUAUUUAAACAAGUAUGUUUGGUUAUGAGUGUUCUUGCGGUUCAAUCUUUUCUGUAAAUGACUCACUAACUUAUAAGGGAUUUGUUGAUUUUUAAAUCCUUGUCCCUAUUUUUAAAUCUUUGGCACUGUUAUCACUAGGUAUAAUAUGAGGUGCUACAACAUAUUGGCUGUGUCUAAACUGACUAGAUGUGAGCAGUUUUGUAUUUGAAGAAAUAAAGUUGU